AUGGAGAUUGAUUCAAAUGUUGGUGACAAUCCUUCAAUAAAUGAGGGUGAAGAAGUUGAAGAACCUAAAAAGAGUGUGUGUUUUAGCUCAAGGGAAGAAAUGUACACAUUUUAUGGCAAAUAUGCUAAGCAUGUUGGUUUUUCUAUAGCUCAUAGAGCACAACAUUUUGGAGAUGAUGGGCAAUUAAAAAACUUUGCAAUUGAAUGUUCUCGAGAGGGGAAGAGAAAAAAGAAAUCAGAAGUCAACCCUUUAAAGCCAUCUUUGUCCACAAAAAUUGGUUGCAAAGCAAGGAGAAAAUUAGAAAUUAAUGAUCAAGCAAGGAUUGGGGUAUCUAGCAACUUUCAUUCAAUGGUUGUUGAAGCAGGGGGAUAUGAGUCUUUAACAUUUGAUGAGCGAGAUGCAAGGAAUUACAUUGAGAGAGCUAGAAAAUUGAGGCUUGGGGAAGGUGAUGUCGAAUCACUUCAAAAUUAUUUUAUGAAGAUGCAAACACAUAGUGAGAGAUUCUUUUAUAUAAUUGAUGUUAAUGAGGAGUUUCAUAUUAGAAACGUUUUUUGGGCUGAUGCAAGGAGUUGGGUGACUUAUGAAGCAUUUGGAGAUAUUGUUUCAUUUGACACAACUUAUCUGACGAACAAAUAUGACAUGCCAUUUGCUCUAUUUAUAGGAGUUAAUUAUCAUGGACAGUCAAUUUUGCUUGGUUGUGGAUUGUUACCUAGUGAAAGCAAUGACACAUUUAAAAUUCCAGAGAAGUUGAAAGGAUAUGCUCAGUAUGAAGCCAUAAAGUUGGCUAUGCAAAAUGCAGUUUAUGACUGUUUGACAAGAGUUGAAUUUGAGAAUAAAUAG
Camellia sinensis is the source of this 840-nucleotide messenger RNA. Lineage: Eukaryota; Viridiplantae; Streptophyta; Magnoliopsida; Ericales; Theaceae. The record is from RefSeq and is a predicted model, not a curated record.